AUGUCUCAAUUAUUACGAUCGCUUAAUCUGAAGACAAGAAAUAUAACAGUAAGAUAUUUUAACAAAAUUGUAAUAACCAAUGACGGGUCUACUAUAGUCGCAUUACAUCGUGACGAAGACUUUCCCUAUGAAUUUUCCAAGCCUCUUCCUGAGGAAAAUAAAGAAGAAAACGGUGUUUUAAGGAUGUCUGAUUAUAACGAAGUCAAAAGAGUUUUUAAGAACAUGAAACCUGAAAUGGCUAGAAAGCAAUUAGCUUCAUUAACUUUGACAACAGAACACCGAUGGUUUCCCAGAGCAAGAGACAAGAAAACAAAGAAAAUUGAAAUGAAUAGACCUUUUCUAUAG
This is a messenger RNA of Parnassius mnemosyne (clouded apollo), 345 nucleotides long. The record is from the annotation of a GenBank genome assembly. Lineage: Eukaryota; Metazoa; Arthropoda; Insecta; Lepidoptera; Papilionidae.